Verruconis gallopava is the source of this 1309-nucleotide messenger RNA. RefSeq lists its product as uncharacterized. Bases 1 to 696 code for a protein of 231 amino acids. NCBI's taxonomy places the organism in Eukaryota, Fungi, Ascomycota, Dothideomycetes, Venturiales, Sympoventuriaceae. The record is from RefSeq and is a predicted model, not a curated record. The transcript has 2 exons. Gene Ontology annotation, cellular component: MIS12/MIND type complex. Gene Ontology annotation, biological process: chromosome segregation.
AUGGCAGCGAUGGAGCCCGAACCAGCCGCCUCGGCCGCGUCGCCGCCGCCGUCGCCGCUGCCCGCUCCGCCAGAGGACUCCACGCCGGGAGCGCGCGCGACGGCGCUCCAGAACGCUUUCACCAAGGCGCUCGAGGCGACGCUGAGCAAGUGCUCGUACGCCAACUUCGCUGCGUGUUUUCCGACGCCGGCCAAGUACCGGCCGCAGACGCUGGAGAUGUUCCACAAAGACUUUACCGGCCGCCUGAGCGAGGUGUGCACCGCUGAGUUCGCGACCAUCCUGAAAGAGCGCAACGUCGUCCCGCUGCUCAAUUCGCUGGACCGGCUGAUCAGCGAGGCGAAGGCGCGCAAGCAGAGCGCCGAAGCGGCUGCAGCCACGUCAGCAGGCCCGGACAGCGUCGUGGAGACGCCUAUCCCGCCGCAUACGCUGCCGCCGGCCGAGCUGGUGAACGCGCACCUGGCCGCGUAUCUUGAAGAGAAGCGGGCGGCCGUGGCGGCGGAGACGGCGGAGGUGUCGGCGCGCAACGAGCAGCUGGCGGCGACGAUUCGCCAGCAGCGGGAGGAGAUGGACGCAUUCGUGCGCGGGCUCGAAGCCGUGGUCGCGGACCUCGAGCGCAGCGCCGCGCUCGUCCAGGCGGACGACGUGACGAGCCUCACCGCCGAGGUCAAAGCGGUCGAAGACGAGCUAAGGACGUGACCCCUCCCGGCGAACCAUGCUGCCUACCGCUGCGACCUGCGCUCCGCGUCCCGGACGCCGAACUGCGGACGCGCACGCCGCGUCGCAGCUGCGCGCGCGUGUACGUGACGCAGCUGGGCAGCUCCGGCGCGGGGCCUGACCGGUUCCAGGACGGCACGGAGGACGACGUGCGAUAGGACAACCAGAAAAAGGAAGAAAAAAGAAGAAGAAGAAGAAGAAGUAAAGACGGCAGAACUACUGGAAGAAGAGGGCGGCACGUUGCGCAAGCUCAGCCUGAACGGUUCUCGCGCUGCGCGGCCGCGCCCCGCGUCGCGACUUUGGAUGCGAACGGUGAGGACGCAGAACGGACAUGCGCGGGGACAGCCCGGGCUCGGCGUGCACAUAAGUCACAAAGAGGAAAGACGCGCCGUCAUGGCCAGGACGUGCGCCAAGCUUGCAUUUCACGUACGCUCUGUUCAGACGCGGAGCAGGGGCAAAGACCAGCGCGUUGCUGAGAAGAUGCGGCGGCGAGGAGCGGUGGAGGAAAGAGGGUUGGACAGAGGGAGAGAGGGAGAGAGAGAGAGGGGGGGGAGAGAGAUAGGAUUGUGGGUAUCUAAAACAUAAAAUGAGCGCG